Messenger RNA from Penicillium atrosanguineum, 3300 nucleotides. Its product is annotated as SAGA histone acetyltransferase complex subunit SPT7. The coding region runs from base 1 to 3300 and encodes 1099 amino acids. The transcript is spliced from 4 exons. The record is from RefSeq and is a predicted model, not a curated record. Gene Ontology annotation, molecular function: protein heterodimerization activity; structural molecule activity. Gene Ontology annotation, cellular component: SAGA complex; SLIK (SAGA-like) complex. Gene Ontology annotation, biological process: regulation of transcription by RNA polymerase II. Lineage: Eukaryota; Fungi; Ascomycota; Eurotiomycetes; Eurotiales; Aspergillaceae.
AUGUCGCUCGGCCACAACGCCUGGCCUCCAGGCAAUAUCCGCCCCCCGGAUGAUCGCCAGGACUCUCCGCGCUCUGUCAAUGGCUUGGUAAAGACAUUAUCUGGCUCGCGAACUCCCCAAAUACGCGGCUCUGUCAGCGCCGACGGGCCGAUCCCUGGUAGUAUGACAUCGGAACCCGAUAUCGCGAUCGAGGAGGAUCCGCGCAUUGCCCAAUUUCGCGACUUGUAUCGGAUAAGUGAGGCGAAAAUAAACGCGCUUUUUUCUGGAUAUCAUACUUUCGACGAUUCUGCCGAUGUCGCGGUCGCCGACGAACCGUCCGAAGCUGAACGCGUCGAUGCGCCGGCACCCCCUGCGGCUGCGCCGAAGAAAGCCACCCGCAAACUCGACGACGAUUAUGAUGACUAUGAUGAGGACGAUGAUGCAGAUAUGGCCGACUCGGGCGAAUCGCCUUUGAAAGCCAAGUCUGUCCCGCCGUCGCAAGACCCCGGUGCCAAAGGCGACGGAGGAAGCUGCGAAACGAAGCUUCCAUACCCUUUUUACACCUUGGAAAAUGAUCGCGAUGCCAUGAUGGAUCAACAGCGAUUGGAGGAAUCUGAACGUCAAGUCGAGGCUGAAAUUUCUGGUCAAGCUACUUCCGGUGGGACCAACACCGCUGGUGGUUCGGUUGGUUACAGCUCGCUGAGUAACACGAACCUCGGUGCCUCAAGCUUGACGUUAAAAAACCUCAUCGCUCGAAUCGACAAGAAGCGCGAUAUGGUGCAGGCGUCGGAUGCGGAGCUUCGAAGCUUGUUGAGUGAGGUUCGCAAGAAUCGAAGCAAGUGGGCGAGUGAAGAGAAGAUCGGCCAGGAAGAGCUCUAUGAGGCCGCGGAAAAGGUUCUGAGUGAACUCAAGGCUAUGACAGAACACUCUACUGCUUUCUUGACUCGAGUCAACAAGCGCGACGCGCCAGAUUAUUACUCAAUCAUCAAACACCCCAUGGACCUUGGAAGCAUGACGAAGAAGCUCAAAGGCUUGCAAUAUCGAUCCAAGCAGGAUUUUGUCGACGACCUCAACCUCAUCUGGGCCAAUUGCUUGAAGUAUAACACCAGCCUUGAACAUUUCUUGCGCAAACAUGCCCUCUACAUGCGGAAGGAGACCGAGAAGCUCGUGCCUUUGAUUCCCGAUAUUGUCAUCCGCGAUCGCGCGGAGGUUGAAGCUGAAGAGCGUCGCAUGCAGAUGGCAGAACUCGACGGCGCUGAUGAGAGUGAUGAUGAGCCUAUUAUGUCUUCGCGAGGAAGAAAAGCCCCCGGAAAGUCCUCUAAGAAGGGCACCGCGCCGUCUCGCAGCACCCCCAGUGGCUCUGAAGGCCCCCCUGGCGCAUCCUCCUCUCAACCUCCUGCUAUCGCUCGUGCAGAUUCAGACACCGCCAUGGAAACAAGCCAGAACGGCUUCUCUACUCCGCCUCCGGGUUCUUACACGCCAUCAGAUCCUGCGGGUGGUGGGAUGGGUGCCGCGGCCAGUCAGCAGGAAGAUGCGAUGGAUAUUGAUACUAUGCCAACUACGUCAACUACCGCGCUGAGUGCUCUAGCCGGUCCCGGUGUAGAACUCGAUGACCCCGAGUACAAGGUCUGGAAGCAAGUGACUAAGAAAGACCGUGCCCUUAUUGCCUCUGAGCGACACCGUCUUCUCAAGGGUGACAAGCUCAAUAUCGAUGAGCCUGCUUUGCUGCGAACCAAGGCCGGCAUGCGCAGAUGGCUCCGACAUGAAAAACAAGCAGCUCUUGAGGGAGGCAAGGUCCAUGACGCUGCAUCUCAGGCGGGGGAGCCUGGGGCUGCUGGUGAGACCCUCGCCGAAGGCAUUGAGGACGAAGACGACAAGAUGGUUCCUUACUACUACGAUGUUAUGUCCGGUGUCCCAGAUCUCCCCGAACGGCUCGCCUGGAAAGAAGAUGCGCAAGGCAACAUGGUAGAUGCUUCAGAGGAGUAUCUCAGAAUGCUACCGAAGGGCUUGUUUACGCAGCCUGACAGCAAGUUGACUCGCAAGUUGACCUCGAAUAUGCGACAGAUGCAAGAGACCCGCAAGAUCUGCUCAAAGAUUGGUAUCGUGAAGCAGAUGCAACUGCAAUCUCAGAUGUACCAAAAUCAAUUCCAGAAGUAUAAUCCUGAGCCGUUUGCCGAGCAAGAUGUCCCACCCCACGUCAUGAAUGACAAUGGCCCUGUCAUCGCACCUGGAACUUGUCGAGCAGCGCUGCAGCGAUCUGUCGCUAAGAUCUUUUAUCAUGCUGGCUUCGAAGAAUAUCAGCCAUCUUCUAUCGAAGUGGCUACUGAUAUUGCUUCAGACUUCUUCCAGAAGAUCGGCGAAACAGUGAAGUCUUACAUGGAAGCUCCCAGGGUCCCAAUCGUGGAAAAUGCGACAGCCUCUUCUGAGUGGAAACCUGCAUUUACGGAACCCGAAGUUGUCCUCCACACGCUUUCUGCCGUUGGCAUCGACAUCGAAGAGCUAGAAUCUUAUAUAAAAGAAGAUGUUGAACGACUCGGAUCCAAGCUUACAACUGCCCACGAUCGCCUCAAGACCCUUCUCACCGAACUCCUUCGACCUGCACUUGCGGAUACCGGCGAGGACGGCUCCAAUGCCUUCAAAGAUGGAAGUGAGCAGUUCGUUGGUGGAGACUUUGCAGAAGACAUCGACGAAGAUUUCUUUGGGUUCAAGGAACUCGGGCUGGACCGCGAGUUCGGUCUCUCCAACCUCAGUGUGCCGCUUCACCUGCUCCAGAACCGCAUGUUUAACGCGGCCCAGUCACAGAAUACCAACACCACUCAAGUGGUCACCAUAUUCCCCACGCCCCCGCCGUAUGCCCGCAUCUCGGUGGACAACGUGUCUGAUCAGAUCGGAAUCGUUCAGGCAUUCCUCAAGGGCAAGCUCGAUGCCAACAGCGACGAGCCUCUUGUGGAAGACCUGGAGCUUCCUCCCAAGCAAAGACCCAUGGCCACCAAACCCCGUCUUCCAGCUUCAGGCAAAAUUCCCGCUCUGGCCGGCAUCUCUGGACCUCAUGCAAGCCCCCAGAAACGGGCUGCGCCACCAAACGCAUCUGGAGUCGCUAAGGCGGGAGGUUCUGAGCCAAGUAAGAAGAAGUCGAAGAAGAACAGCGGCGUUGCGCUGGAGAUGUCCAACUUCAAUGGUGAUGGAGACGCCAACUCCGGUGCUAUGGAUGGUUCCGGGGACUUCACGUCAGAUAUGAAGCCCAUCGAUGGAUCUAAUACAGCCGAUGGUAAUGGUGAAGCAUCCCAAGCAGACGUGUCCAUGACCAAUGGUACCGCAUGA